GUUCAGUUUGCGGGACGCCACGCGACCGUUCCUUGACAGAUCUACCAUCUGCGCAAAAUGACAGACUGGUAUCCCAACGAUGGUUUGCGAAAGCGGGCACCUAUUGGGGUAGCCAAUACAGGGGCCGCUUAUGCUCCCGUAGACGAGGACCCACAGGACAGAGAAGAUGACAAGACUUUUAAACCGCAAAGACGACCGCAGAUGGUCCCCAUUUGGCCAACAACAACCCAGCAAUGGAUUAUUCCCGCCCUUCUCUCCGUAGCCGCACUAUUUACGCGAUUGUAUAAAAUUGGCAGUGCGGACUUCGUUGUUUGGGAUGAAGCUCACUUUGGGAAAUUUGCUGGGCAUUAUAUCAAACGAAGGUUCUAUUUUGAUGUGCACCCACCUCUCGGAAAGAUGAUCAACGGACUUGCGGGCUUCAUUGCCGGCUUCAACGGGACAUUUGAGUUCGAGUCAGGUCACCAGUACCCCCAGGAACUGAACUAUACCGUCAUGCGGAUCGUGAAUGCUUUAUUUGGGGCCGCCAUGAUUCCCCUGGCGUAUUUCACGGCGAUACAACUACACUUUUCAAAGCCUGCAUCCUUCCUGAUGGCGAUCAUGGUGUUAUGCGAUAUCGCAUUGAUGACUAUUAGUCGUUUCAUCCUAUUGGACUCGAUGCUGCUGUUCUUUACGACUUUGAGCGUGUUUUGUCUCACCGUAUUUCGGAACCUUCAACGUACCGCGCCGUUUUCUAAGGAAUGGUGGACAUGGCUCUUUGCUACCGGGGUAUCGAUUGGCGCUGUCGCGAGUGUGAAGUGGGUGGGUCUGUUUGCGGUAGCUCUGGUGGGAUUGCAUACCAUAGAGGACCUUUGGGAAAUGCUUGGAGAUCUCAAAAUGCCUCCGUCACAUUAUGCCAGGCACUGGAUGGCCCGUAUAGCUGGCCUCAUUCUUACUCCAAUAGCUAUUUACUUAUUCUCCUUUGUGAUUCACUUUGCGAUUUUAAAUCGGAGCGGACCAGGAGAUGCACAGAUGAGUUCCCUCUUCCAAGCUCAUUUGCUUGGAAACGAUUUCGAUCAGAAUCCGCUAGAAUUGGCGUACGGAUCGAAGGUUACCUUGAAGAACAACGGACAUGGCGGCGGUCUACUACAUUCUCAUGUACAACGCUACCCCACCGGGUCUGAACAACAACAAGUGACAUGCUAUCAUCACAAAGACAGCAACAAUGAUUGGAUCAUUACCAAACCGUGGGGAGAAGAAAAGCAGUCGGGAUUCGGAGAUGAAAUUGAGUUUGUAAAGGAUGGAGAUCUUAUUCGGCUUGUUCAUGCGCAAACUGGGCGAAACCUCCACAGUCAUUCUGUUAAGGCGCCCGUUACAACGUCGCAAAAUGAAGUUAGUUGUUACGGAAAUUCAACGUUGGGAGAUGCGAAUGACUUGUGGAAAGUCGAGAAAGUGGAUGACAUGGUCGAUAGGCAGUCGCCUCGAAUUCGAUCGCUUACCACUCGCUUCAGAUUGCGUCAUAACCUUCAAGGAUGUCUACUUCGAUCACAUGCGGUGUCGCUUCCCCAAUGGGGGUUCAAGCAGGCUGAAGUUGUCUGUCAGAAAAACGGCGACCCGAACAAUCGAAAUCAUAUGUGGAACAUCGAACAGCACUGGAAUGAUGACCUCCCACCAGGGGGCAAAGGAGCAUAUCGUUCAAAGUUUCUAAAAGAUUUUAUCGAUCUCAACGUCGCCAUGUGGACCUCGAACAAUGCGCUGACGCCUGACCCAGAUAAAGAACCUGAUGCUCUCACAUCAAAGCCUUAUCAAUGGCCGCUUAUGCUUGUGGGAUUGCGAAUGUGCAGCUGGGCAGACGAUGCGAGGAAAUUCUGGUUGAUAGGAAAUCCCGUGGUCUGGUGGGGAAGCACAGCGAGUUUGGUCACAUUUUUGCUAGUGCUCGGGAUUUACGGUAUCAGAUGGAAGAGGAGAUACAGUGAUUGGGAACGUCCUGGAACUUGGGAUAAUUUCUACUUUGCUGGCAAAAUUGGCUUCGUUGGAUGGGUCCUGCACUAUGCCCCUUUUUGGAUUAUGGGCCGUGUGACAUAUCUUCACCACUAUUUCCCGGCUCUCUACUUUGCCAUCAUCACCUUCACAUUUCUUGCAGAUCACCUUGCAUCUAAGCUUCCGGGACCUCUUCAUUUUACCGCGAUUUCGUUGCUUGGGCUGCUUGUAGUAUCCAAUUUCGUGUAUUUCCAGGAUUUUGCAUAUGGGUUUACAGGACCAGCACAUGAGUAUAGAAAUCGGAAAUGGGUUAGCAGUUGGAACUUACAUGAUUGACGUGACGAUCGGUCGAGAUAAUAUAUUUUGGGGACUGUGAUUUAGAUAAUAUAUCUGGGUGGAAUCUAAAUUGAUUAA
This is a messenger RNA of Spizellomyces punctatus DAOM BR117, 2370 nucleotides long. RefSeq lists its product as uncharacterized. The record is from RefSeq and is a predicted model, not a curated record. NCBI's taxonomy places the organism in Eukaryota, Fungi, Chytridiomycota, Chytridiomycetes, Spizellomycetales, Spizellomycetaceae. The coding region runs from base 58 to 2292 and encodes 744 amino acids. The transcript has 14 exons. Gene Ontology annotation, cellular component: membrane; endoplasmic reticulum. Gene Ontology annotation, molecular function: dolichyl-phosphate-mannose-protein mannosyltransferase activity. Gene Ontology annotation, biological process: protein O-linked glycosylation via mannose.